Calypte anna (Anna's hummingbird) is the source of this 1766-nucleotide messenger RNA. It is a transcript of the gene PTGES2, whose product is annotated as prostaglandin E synthase 2. The transcript has 7 exons. Lineage: Eukaryota; Metazoa; Chordata; Aves; Apodiformes; Trochilidae. The record is from RefSeq and is a predicted model, not a curated record. Gene Ontology annotation, cellular component: mitochondrion. Gene Ontology annotation, molecular function: prostaglandin-E synthase activity. Bases 30 to 1106 code for a protein of 358 amino acids.
CGGGCGCCCACCCGCGCCGUGCCGGGAAGAUGGCUGCUGCUGCUGCCGCCGGCCGGGCCUGGCGAGCCGCUGGGCUGCUACCGCCUUGGCGGCUGUGGGCUCCGUGCAGGGCUUAUGGGGCUGCUGCUGCUGCUCCUCCUGUUCCUGGGGCUCGCAGGAACGGGGGCCGCCUGCUGCUGGGCGCUGCCUUCGCGCUGGGCGGAGGUGCCGGGCUCUUCCUGGCGGCGCGGCAGCGCCUGCGGGAGCACUCGGCCGCUGAGCUGCCUGCCGGGAGCCUGCAGCUCACUCUGUACCAGUACAAAACGUGUCCUUUCUGCAGCAAAGUUCGAGCUUUUCUUGAUUAUCAUGGACUGCCCUAUGAAAUUGUGGAAGUAAACCCGAUAAUGAGGAAAGAAAUCAAAUUUUCUUCCUACAGAAAGGUGCCUAUCCUGCUAGCCAAUGCUGGAAGCCCUCUGCAAUUGAAUGACUCUUCAGUGAUCAUCAGUGCAAUAAAGACCUAUCUCAUUUCCAAGAGGAAUAGCUUAGAAGAGAUCGUGUCCUUUUAUCCUCCUAUGAAGACUGUAACUGAGCAAGGCAAGGAGGUAUUGGAGUAUGGGAAUAAAUACUGGCUGAUGCUUGAUGAGAAGGAGACAAAACGGGUCUACCCUGUCAAAGAAGUGAGAGUGGAAGAAAUGAAGUGGAGAAAAUGGGCAGAUGAUUGGCUUGUUCACCUCAUCUCCCCCAAUGUUUACCGAACCCCCAGAGAAGCUUUGGCAUCUUUUGAUUACAUUGUCCGUGAGGGGAAGUUUGGUACCCUGGAAGGUUUAUUUGCCAAGUACAUGGGGGCUCUUGCCAUGUUCUUCAUUAGCAAGAGGCUGAAGAAAAGACAUCACCUUCAAGAUAAUGUCCGAGAAGAUUUGUAUGAAGCAGUUGAUAAGUGGGUGAAAGCUGUUGGCAAACAUCGACUCUUCAUGGGUGGAAACCAGCCAAACCUUGCUGACUUGGCAGUGUACGGGGUCCUCCGAGUCAUGGAAGGGCUGGAAGCCUUUGAUGACAUGAUGGUUCACACCAAGGUUCAGCCUUGGUACCAGCGCAUGGAAGAAGUCAUUCAAAAAGUUGCAGCCUGAUUCCUGCUGCAACUGCCUUCCUGAAGUACUUGCAUGGUAAAAAAAUUUCAGAAGGAAUGGAAUUUAUUUUUUAAGAGUUGAAUGGACUGGUCACACCGAAUGGACUGAGAUGCAAGCACCAGAGACUGUCCUGUGUAGAGAAUCAAGUGUUGAUGAGCAGAAGGGAUCCGGCUGCUCAUGUGUUUCAACAUAGUAUUUAGGAUCUUGGACACUGCUGGAGAGGACAAACUCUGUACUGAAAAAAGCAGUAAAUAAGCUGCUUUUAGCAGGGAGCCCUUCUCAGAGCAGGUAAAAGCAAGCUGCUGGUGGCUAGUGUUACAGCCAUAUCAGGUCUGAGCAGCUUUUGCUUCAGGCUGUCUUCCGCUACUCAUCCAUUCGUUUUCCUGACUGAGACACUGGAUAUUAGUCUUUAAAUGACAUUUUCCUGCAAUAGAAUACUGUAAGCUCAGUGCUGAGGGAACGGGAGGAGAAGCAUCCUUCCCCUGUGACAGGAACCACGCUGCCCACGACAGAAUUGUGGGCGUUUAAUCUUCCAUGUCAACGGUUCUUCCCAGUACUGUACGGUCUGCAAGGAUAAAAGCUUGCUUCUCUCCUGUCAGCUCCGAGUCCUUAACACCGGGAAAGCACAAAUGGAAACAAAAAAAAAUACACUUUGUAUCA